Messenger RNA from Cylicostephanus goldi, 972 nucleotides. The record is from the annotation of a GenBank genome assembly. Lineage: Eukaryota; Metazoa; Nematoda; Chromadorea; Rhabditida; Strongylidae.
AUGGGUUACAUAGCCAACUCCUCAUAUCUACACAAUCGCUGGGCACAGUUUGAUCUGUUCAUGGUAGCCUCACAUUGGAUGUCAUGGAUAUUGCAUUUUUAUCAAUUACUAUUAAUUCAGUUUCCUAUGACUUCUUUCCCAUAUGAGGACUGGUUUGGUGUAAUCAGAUCAGUUCGACCCUUCAUAAUCAUUCGAUUGAUCCGGCUCGCCAUCAAAUUUAAACUGCCAAAAGCUAGGAUUGAGCAGCUGCUGAAGUGCGGUUAUGGUCCCAAGAAGAUGCUUCAGAGUUUGAAAUUUCUGUUUAGGAGAUCAAGCCAGCAAGUGCAGAAUGUCACUGUAUUUUUCGUAUUUUUCAUGGCAUUAUACGCCAUUGUAGGGAUUCAAUUGUUUGGUAGAAUGGAUUAUCACUGUGUUGUACCCAGCACAGACCCUAAUAAUGUUACCAUAGCCGAUUUGGCGAUACCGGACACGAUGUGUUCCCAAAAGGGAGGUGGAGGAUACGAGUGCCCUGGGGAAAUGGUCUGCAUGCGGCUCAACCUAAACGCAAAAUCUGAAGGAUUCUAUGGAAUGUUCAAUGAUUUCGGUAAAGCAUUCAUUUUUACCCAGUUCUUGCGAGCCAGCGUUUUUACAGUAUACCUAGCAGCAUCUGAGGAAGGAUGGGUUUAUGUACUUUACGAUUGUAUGGAUUCUCUACCAUCACAUUUGGCUUUUAUCUACUUUCUAACACUAAUCUUUUUCCUGGCAUGGCUGGUUAAGAACGUCUUCAUUGCCGUGAUAACGGAGACUUUUGCCGAGAUUCGCGUGCAGUUCAGCGAAAUGUGGCAGAAGAAAGAUGUGACUCUUGACGAGGAGUUCCGCCAGGUGACAUCAGUCUCAUCGUCUCGCAAGCUCGAAAAAAACGAAGACGGAUGGCGUCUAAUACGUCUCGAUGCCGAUGUGAGCGUCGAGGGCACGAAGCUGAAGCUGCAGAAG